Arachis duranensis is the source of this 755-nucleotide messenger RNA. RefSeq names its product E3 ubiquitin ligase BIG BROTHER-related-like. The transcript has a single exon. Lineage: Eukaryota; Viridiplantae; Streptophyta; Magnoliopsida; Fabales; Fabaceae. The record is from RefSeq and is a predicted model, not a curated record. Gene Ontology annotation, molecular function: ubiquitin-protein transferase activity; ubiquitin conjugating enzyme binding. Bases 54 to 686 code for a protein of 210 amino acids. Gene Ontology annotation, biological process: negative regulation of organ growth; protein ubiquitination.
ACCAUCUAUCAAUAUUAUUGUGUCAAUUUAAUUUGCAUCUAUUUUCUCUUUCAAUGGAACGUGACGGUGGCCAUAAACAAACUUCUCACAAAACUCCGUACACUCAGCUUGAACAGGUUAGCUCUGAUUUCUUUCUAGCAAUUGGCCUGCAAGAGCAAAACGCAACAAUAUUCACAGCGCUCGCAGCGACACUGGAAAGCGAAGGAUCCUCCUCGUCGCUUGAUAAUGAGCAGGAAGACGAUGAUAACGCUGAUUUCUUCACGAGCUAUGAGUUUGAAACGGAGGACCUUCAGUUUCUUGAAAGCGAAGGAAGCAACUACGGUGAUGACGAAGACAUGGAUGACUUUGACUUCGACGUGGACGAAUUGACAUACGAAGAGUUAAUUGAGUUGGAAGACUUUAUAGGGAAGCAGAAGAGAGGGUUAUCAGCAAAUGAGGUUUCUUCGUGCUUGCAUUCCUACACCUUCGAUUCUGUUAACGAGAGGAAAAACAGUGGAACCGAUCGGUGCGUGAUUUGCCAGAUUGAGUAUGAAGAAGGUGAAGCGUUGGUGGCACUUCGUUGCGGACAUCCUUUCCACACGGAUUGCAUAAGCAAGUGGCUUCAAGUAAGAAAGGUUUGCCCAAUAUGUAGCAGUGAAAUUUCGGCUCCCGAGAUUGUCAAUAAACAAGAACCCUUCAUUGUUUAGUUACCGUUGUUUUAGACGAUGGCGAUGCUCAUAAAUUUGUACAAUAAAAAUUUGAAUGAUAACAUAUAU